AUGAGGAUUAUAGACUAUAUCUUUCGGUUUGGUAUCGGCGGCCUGUUUGCGGACCCAUUCAAGCACUUUCGAAGCCACGGAAUUCAGCUGGAUCCACCAAGGUGUCCGAUGCUCCCAAUCCCACCGGCUAUAAAUGGCGAUAUGAUCACCACUCUCCCUGUCACCUUCUCCGACCUCUUCUCGCUUGCCAAAUUUGAUGUCCGUGAAUUUUCCCUGUUCAAAGUAUCCGUCCAGGUCGAAGCAGUUGAUGAAUAUCUCAUGGAUGCCUUGAUCUUUCAACGCGGUUAUAAAUCCAAGGAAAUCACCAGACAACCAGGAGCAGCGAGUACCCGUCACCCCACAUACUACUAG
This is a messenger RNA of Monascus purpureus, 351 nucleotides long. The record is from the annotation of a GenBank genome assembly. NCBI's taxonomy places the organism in Eukaryota, Fungi, Ascomycota, Eurotiomycetes, Eurotiales, Aspergillaceae.